AUGGAACGUUUCAUACUACCAAAAUCUAAAGAAGGCAUUAUUGUUUCAACAAGAGAGAAAGCUAGAAAGAGACAGGCACUUUGUCGUAUCAAGAAAAGGAACGAGCAAAGUCUUAUUCCUACAACAUCCAACCAUCUUGAAGAUACUGGAAAUAAACAAUUUGCUUCAACAUCCAAUCAUCUUGAAGAUACUGAAAAUCAAGAACAAAUAAAUAUUUCUGCACAACAAUCAUUAGUACAAGAACAUUAUUGUGGAUUACUCAACACUAAGUGCGAUUAUUGCGAUUCUCUAAAUUUUUUAUUGGAAAAACCCACAGAUGGCAAAUUUAAGAAUUGCUGUCAUAAGGGUAAAGUUAAGAUACCAUCAAUCCGAUAUAUUCCUUUUUUACAAGACCUUUUAUCUAAUCCUAACAAUGAAUUUCAUUCAAACUUUAUGAAAUAUAUAAGAUCUUAUAAUAGUUCACUUGCGUUAGCAUCCAUGGGAUCACAGAUUUCUAAUAGUUUAAACCCAGGCCCAUAUUGUUUUAGAGUUCAUGGGCAAAUUUAUCACCGAACAUCUCAUUUAUAUCCUUCCACUGGGAUGCCUCCUAAAUUUGCACAACUAUAUGUCCUUGAGACCACCCAGGCUGUUAAUGGCAGGUUACACAUGAAAGAAAAUUCGGGUUGCAAUGAGGAUCUCUUAAAAAGAUUAGAUAUUUUAAUAAGACAGAAUAACCCAUUUUCUAUUAGUUUUAAAACCUUGGGAGAAAUUGAGAAAGAAGAAAAAAAUAGGGCUAUUCAAGAAAAUCGUCCAGUUCAAAAAAUCAAUAUGAUUUUUCGUGCAGAUCGCUCAAGUGACAAGCGAAGAUAUAACAUUCCUAAUAUAGAUGAAGUAGCUAUGAUUUUUACAAAUGAUGAUGGUGAACCCCCAUUUAAACGGGAUAUCAAGGUCGAGGCGAAUAAUUUAAAUUUUAUUAGACAAAAUCAGCCAAAAUUACGAGUAGAUGAAUAUUCUGGAUUAAUGGACUACUUGGAAACAAAGUCAAACAAUAUAAUUCCCGGCAAAGCAGAAAAUCUAUUUCCCGGGCAAAGUCCUACAGAUAGACCAGAUUUAAUAGCCCGUGUUUUUAAAUUGAAAUUAAAUGAAUUAUUGUUCGAUAUAAAUAAAAAAAAUUUAUUUGGUAAAUCUAUGGCUUUUAUAUAUACAAUCGAGUUCCAAAAAAGAGGUUUGCCUCAUGCCCAUAUACUUAUUAUUUUAAACGAUGAUAGCAAAAUUGAAACAUCUCAAGCUAUAGAUAAAUUUGUUUGUGCCGAAAUGCCAGAUAAAAUUCUCGAUCCUAAACUUUUUCAGAUUGUUACCCAUUUUAUGAUACAUGGUCCUUGCGGGAUAUUUAACCCCAAAUCGCCUUGCAUGGAAAAUGGCAUAUGUACCAAAAAAUUUCCGAAGGAUAAAUGGAAACAAGACCAAAUAUUGAUGGGUAUCCAUAUUAUAAAAGGCGAGAUAAUGGGCUAUGACUGUACUAAUGUUGACAUUAAUGUUGCUUCAAAUAUAAAUAUUCAUGACGAAAUUAAAUCACAUUUAAAUGCGCGAUAUGUGAGUGCAUGUGAAUCAAUGUGGAGAUUAUUAGAAAAUAAUAUGCAUGACCGCUCGCACGCUGUUAUUUGUUUAGGAAUUCAUUUACCUUUACAACAGCCAGUAAAUUUCACUGCUGGACAUGAAAGAGAUGCUUUAUUGAGAUCAGAAAAUAUACUACUUUAA
This is a messenger RNA of Gordionus sp. m RMFG-2023, 1737 nucleotides long. RefSeq lists its product as uncharacterized. Lineage: Eukaryota; Metazoa; Nematomorpha; Gordioida; Chordodea; Parachordodidae. The transcript has 6 exons. The record is from RefSeq and is a predicted model, not a curated record. The coding region runs from base 1 to 1737 and encodes 578 amino acids.